This is a messenger RNA of Pieris rapae (cabbage white), 595 nucleotides long. It is a transcript of the gene MED11, whose product is annotated as mediator of RNA polymerase II transcription subunit 11. The transcript is spliced from 2 exons. Gene Ontology annotation, biological process: regulation of transcription by RNA polymerase II. Gene Ontology annotation, molecular function: transcription coregulator activity. The record is from RefSeq and is a predicted model, not a curated record. Gene Ontology annotation, cellular component: mediator complex. Bases 170 to 580 code for a protein of 136 amino acids. Lineage: Eukaryota; Metazoa; Arthropoda; Insecta; Lepidoptera; Pieridae.
UCAAAGUAUGUGCAAUAAUACGAUGCAUGAAGAAUUUUAACAAUUUACAUCCGUGAUCCGUGUUUAGUUUUCAGGUGUUUAUCACCAAUUCACCAGUAUUAAUUUCAUAUCGUCAUUAAUUUGAUUUGUUUUAAUAAUAAAAUAUUAUUUCUCAAACUCAAGCAUUGAAAUGGCUGGUCCCAUGGAUAGAAUUCAAGUAUUGGACGAAAUUGAAAAAGAUAUCAUCACUUGUCUGCAGUGUGCCGCUCAAGCACUUCUUGAACUAGGGAAAGAAAAAUCAAGUCAAAAACAAGCAGAGAGUAACACAUCACAAUUUUUAAGAACACUUAGCCAAGUGGAGUCAAAAUUAAGUGACCAGAUUAAUUACCUGACUCAGGUAUCUACAGGGCAACCUCAUGAGGGUUCUGGUUAUGCUUCUCAAAAGGUUUUACAAAUGGCAUGGCACAGAUUAGAGCAUGUUAGAUCAUGGAUUAACGAAUUGGAAAGGUUAAAGGCUUCACAUUUAGCUGCAAGUGGUAGAACAGUUUCUGGCAUACCUAAUGGUGGUACUAUGACCUCAUCAGGAACCAGCACUCAAUAAAUUUCAUACUAAAUA